CUUGCACAAGAAUACGUUAUCCUUUGCUCUCAAGCAAAGGCCAGACUCAUCGUGCAAUUUAGGAACUUCCACUGGCUUUAGCAGCCGUAUAAGUUUCCCUAUCGUCCGAGGCAGGAGACUUCCGGUUCCAAGUGACGAAUGCCCCGAGCAUAUGGAGUAUAGCGCCCAGUUUGCCUCCUCAAGAAGGCCAUGGCUGUGCUGUUGGCUCUUCGUCAUCCCCAUCCUGUCGUCCGCCAUGGUUGCACGAGGUGAACCUGCGGAGGCACCGGACGACGGAUCGCUGUUAUGCAUCGGCGAGUGCAGCACGUGUCCGGUCACAUGCGCGCCGCCGUCGCCUCCGCCGCCGCCGGACGAUAGGUCGUUGCUGUGCAUCAGCAAAUGUGACACGUGUCCGGUGAUAUGCACGCCGCCGCCGCCGCCAUCAUCAUCAUCACCGCCUCCGCCUUCCCGGGCGACUCCGUCACCAUCGAAACCGGCACCACCGGCUCCCGAGGAAGGGCCGAAAGGAGGGCUGUCAUAUCCAUACUACUACUUCUACACGUCGGAAGGCACGAGGUGUCGCGUGCUUCACGGAAUCCUCGGGUUGCUGCCGCUGCUGCUCACUUCUCUUUCGCUGUUCCUCCGAUGAACGAUCUUGAUGAGCUGCAUGUUGUGUGUGGUGUUGUUUCCUUUUGUGUUGUAAUUGAAGUAAAUGAGUUGCUCGAGAAUUAUGACAUUUUUCUUAGAGAAAUUGAGUUAUCUAAACAAAUUAAACAAGGAGGAGACAACCAAA
Messenger RNA from Musa acuminata subsp. malaccensis (wild Malaysian banana), 772 nucleotides. Its product is annotated as mulatexin. Lineage: Eukaryota; Viridiplantae; Streptophyta; Magnoliopsida; Zingiberales; Musaceae. The record is from RefSeq and is a predicted model, not a curated record.